AAACCGAUCUUCUUUUGGGUUUUAUCUAUAUUUGCAUUUUCAAGCAGUUGCUUAAUUCUUGAUGCUCUUUUCUUACUUUUUUUUUUCUUUUCUGAAUUUCAUUCGGUUUUUGAAGCGUUUUUGUGUUUGAAUUUCCAUUUGUUGCUGGGAUUUUUCUUUCUUUCUUUAUUUUUCUUGUUCGGGGAUUAUUCAAUUUGUCUGGCUGAUGUUUGGUUGCUCUGAAAACAGUGGAAAAUAUUUCCAGUAAAUUUGGCCUACACAUCAUGAAAUUCAAAAAAGGGAGUAAGCUGAAAAUAAUGAGCAAAAAGAAGGUGGCUUUAGGACCGCAAUGUUCUUUGGAAGCAUUAAGAAGCAAUGGCCCCAACUAUAUGGCUGGACAUGUUAAGUCUAAGGGUGUCAACAACCAUGCUCUGGUGGAGCAGGUGUCUCAAAAGGUCGUUAUGCCCUGCCACACUCAUUUAGACCUUUCAGAGGCUUGGGCUCCUGGUGAUGUUGUUGAGGUGUUUGAUAACAACUCAUGGAAAAUGGCCACAGUCUCUGAGGUUUUGGGGAAAAUGCACAUUCUUGUCAGAUUACUUGGAUCCUCUCAGGAGUUUAAAGUCAGAAAAACCGAUAUCCGGGUUAGACAAUCGUGGAAAGAUGAUGAUGAUGCAUGGGUUAUGGUUGGAAAGGGAAAUAAAAAUUCUAAUGAAGGGAAGCUCGAUGCCAAUCUAUUUUUGAACCACAGUCACAAUUCAAUCUCUCAAGUUCAGAAGACAAACUCAAGGACAACUCCGUGGAAAAAAGAUGAUUGUUUUGCUAUUAGGAACCAAAAUCAUAAAGAUGACUACAAUGUAAGAAUUUUGAAGAGAUCAACCGAUUGCUCAUCUAAAGCAUUUUAUGGAGCUAGCCAUAAAGUUAGAUUGAUUGAGAAAGAGGGCAGAUAUGUUAAGGUGGUUGCUGCAAAUCCAACAGAGUUGCCUAAUAAACUGCAGAUAGAUCCUGUUUCUUAUCCUAGAGAUUCUCUGGGUGAAAGACAUAGGCCUGCAUCACUGAAUCACAGACUUGGUGGGCAUUUGAAAAUGGAUAUGAAGGGCAAGGAACCAGUUAGUCCGGUUCGAGAAUUGAACGAUGCAGAUAGCAUUAUGUGCUCUGUUGGUAGUUGCAGCAUCAGCAGUGACAACUCAAGUGAGAUGCCCUUUGAUGUGUCUGCUGGUGUCACUGAUCAAAUUACUGGUCACUCCUGUGAUGAUCGAUCACCUCAUCAUUCGGGAUUCGAAGGAAAUUGUCUCCCUACAAAUGAAGAAUUGGCAGCUGAAAUUCAUAGGCUGGUUAAGAUCGAGACUGGAGUCUUCUCGAUGCCAAGCGAUGGCGAAUGCUCGAGAGGUUAUACUUUAAACCUUUCUAUUACUUUGUAUAUUCAACUUGGUAUACAAAACCAACUGUAUAACCACCGCUACACCACAGUCUACAACAGAUAUUUGGCUUCAUAUAGUGAAACUUUUGGUAAUGUAAUUCACUUAAACCAUGUCAGGGAUACAUCGUAUUCAACCAUUUAUUUUUCAAAUUCUUUUACUGUUGGAUAUUGUUAUUACCUGGGAUUUGUUCUUAGACUGUACUUUGUUUUAUGGUUUUUGCCUGCUGAAGACAGCAUCUAAACAAAAGGCCUUAGCUUUUUAAAGAGGUUCAGGCAGUGGCCAUACUAGAGGUCCCAUCUCUAACAGCCUGCUGAGGUUCAAGUAGUAUGGUACCAGAUGAAACAGAGGAGCUCUUUCCACACAACACCCAAGUAGCCCAUUUCAUGAUUCCUCAUCAAAAUUCAAUUUUCCAUCAUUAUCAUACUUGCUUUUCUCUCUCUUAAACAGGAGAAAAUAAACCAACCCACAACCCACAAACCCCUUUUUGCCAAAUAUUUUAUUCUUAAAAUUUCAAGGAAGAUGUCAUGGUCUAAAAAUCAGGACAAAGAAAACAAUCUCACAGCUCGAGAUAAAUGUUAUUGUUUUUCUUUUUCCCUUUUUAAUAUAAGAAAAAAGAACAAAUUGUUGACAGAGACAGAGACAGAGAGAGAGAGAGAGAGAGUAUGAAGAUUGGCAUCUUAAAAAGUAGCCAAGCAGUCAUUGUUUCUGCAUACAUACCCUGCAUUUUAAUAAAACAAACAAAAAUUGAAAAAGAGAGAAAAAGAGUGGGUUUGUUGAUGGGAAAGUGAAUUGAUUUUGAUUUUGUCUUUGAGAUCUUAAGAAAGAGGGGAGUUGAUGGGCAUGAACCCUACAAGGAAAAGGCCACCAGCAUUUAUGGGGCUCCACCAAAUCCUCUGCUAUUGUCUCAUUAGCAACUCUUUCUGAUUGGCAUUCCCAUGUGAUCUUGCUCCCUUUCUCACACUGACAAACUUAGAGAUGGAGAUAUACAUAAUAGAAAAUGUCUCCUUCCAAUUCCAACACCCAUUCUUCUAAUCAUCUCAUAUUACCCAUAAUCUUCCCCACUAACAAUCUCUUCUUUCCAUCCAUAUCCAAAUUAAGCAAAUCCCUUAAUUGGGUAUUGACAAACAAAUCAAAGUUUGUAUCUUUUUUUGUAAAACAUAAUUUGAUUCUUUGAAGCAAGGAAGAAGUGGUCAGGAAGUCCCAUCAGUUAUUGGCAUCUCUGUCUCUCUCUUUUGAUAUGUGCUUGUAUUUUAGUAACAGUUAUAGAUUCUUUGUUUGGAGAGAGAGAAAAUAAAUGGUUGUUGUUGUUUUUGUUUUUGUUGUUGUCACCUUUAUCUCAUCAUACAGUGCUUCCUUUGAAAAGCAAAGUAGAAAGUACAUGUGGCAGAUUGCAGACCCCAACUAAAGUCUUCUCAGCAAUGCAUAUAUAUAUAUAUAUAUAUAUAUAUAUACACACCAGUAAUCAUAUGGCAGUUAAAAUAA
Messenger RNA from Benincasa hispida (wax gourd), 2879 nucleotides. RefSeq lists its product as uncharacterized. The record is from RefSeq and is a predicted model, not a curated record. NCBI's taxonomy places the organism in Eukaryota, Viridiplantae, Streptophyta, Magnoliopsida, Cucurbitales, Cucurbitaceae.